Suillus bovinus is the source of this 1312-nucleotide messenger RNA. RefSeq lists its product as uncharacterized. The coding region runs from base 190 to 1077 and encodes 295 amino acids. The transcript is spliced from 13 exons. The record is from RefSeq and is a predicted model, not a curated record. Lineage: Eukaryota; Fungi; Basidiomycota; Agaricomycetes; Boletales; Suillaceae.
CGCCCAACUUUGAACGUCCCUAUUAUCAUCGAAUCAUAUCGAGAUUAAUUUUUACACAAGACUUACGCCAAUUCCGUGAUGGAAGGCAGUAUGUACAGCCUGAAUCGGCUGCGGUGACUAACGGCAGGUCAUAUAUAUGACUUGCAAAAGUGGACCAAGAAUGUACUGCCUCCUUUUAAUGCAUACAUCAUGAUUGGGCCGGUGGUGCUUGGUGCACUCGUUAACGCCUGCCUCUUCGGCGGUCUUGCCAUUCAGACUCAUGUCUAUUAUGCAAAUUUCCCCAAAGAUCAUCGAGGGAUGAAGCUCACGGUGGCAGCCAUUCUCGCAUCGCAGAUUGCACAUGUGAUUUGCGUAUCAGCGACACUGUGGAAAGUUGCUGUCAGUGGCUACGGCAACCCUCUCACGCUGUCGAUCUUUCCGCUGGGAGCAGACGCGGCUAUCCUCUUCACUGCAAUUACAGGGGCGCUGGUAGAGUCAUCCUUCGCGUUCCGGCUGUGGAAACUUUCGAAAUCACUUACAUUGCCUCUCAUCUCGCUGGCACUAUGCUUAUUAGCUCAGUCUAUCGCGCUCACGAUGACAGUGAAAGCUUUCACCAUGACAGACCUUCUGACAUUCGAAACUGAUGAAAACAGACUGAUCACGCUUUCGCUCACCUCUCGUCUGGUUUGUGAGUUGACACUUACCCUGUCCAUGGUGUGGUACCUGAGGAAACAACGGUCGUCGACAUUUGCGAGUACAACGACCAUAAUUGACCGUCUGGUUUUGUGGACUCUUGAGACCGGCAUUAUUACUAGUUUGGUCGUGGUCUUUAUUAUGAGCUUCUUCCUGGCAAUGAAGCACAAUUACAUAUGGGUUGGAUUAUAUGCAAACCUUGCAACUGUGAAUGCGAACUCGUUACUUGCAUCGCUAAACGGCAGAUUAAUCCUUCGAAGCGUGCCAAACCAAAGCGUGAACAUGAAUACUCCGAGUAGUUUGGCUGGCGGGCGUAGCCGUGAAACCCAGUCUCUUGUGAUCGACGUCACGCAGACAGUCGAAACUGCCACAGAUGUUGUCAAAUACUAUCAAAGUGAAAUUUAGAACGGAGAAACCAGGGUAGCGCCAACAACGGUUAUAUGCUAUCAAUCAAUACCCAUUUGCCGAUUUGGAUGUACGUACUAGGGAACGCCGAGAAAUGUAGAGGAAGAGCCAUAUAUGAUAGUUGUCUCUUUCAAAAGGGCCCAACGCUAUCGUUGCAGUUGUGUAACAACUUUGGUCUGGUGACAACAGACGUCAUUUUCCAGGGGUUGGUUCGUAUUAAAUCAUAAGACGACCU